GAACUGCGCCUGACUCACCAGGUCCUGCGGAACCACAGCGGCGCUCCCAAGCGGAAGGGGACGGGGACAGGCCACCGGGCCACCCCCCAGCCCUCGCAGCACCAGGAGAGCAGCUCGGCAGCCCAGCCGGACAGGGGGGGACACAGCCACCGCCCUCCCCCCCGUGGGCCAGCUCGAUCCCGGAACCAGAGGCAGAACGAGCCCCGGAGCGGUGGCCACGGCACCCGGAUGUCCCACAGCCUCUUCGUGGAGCAGCCCCCCGUGCCUCGCCCGGCAGAGCCAGACGUUUGGCUGCUGCACCGGGGGAGCCCCGUCCAGUUCCAUGCCGGGGGGCAGAGCCCGCAGGGUGGGGCGCCCCAGUGGAACCUGUACUACCCCGGCACGGAGACCUUCCACUGCGAGGGAGAGAGCAAGCAGUUCAAGGCCUGCCGGCAGGAGCCCUGCCCGCCCGACCGUCCGGAUUCCCGGGCCAUUCAGUGUGCUGCCUACAACCGCCAGGAGUUCAUGGGCCGGCUUUACCAGUGGGAGCCCUUCACGGACGUGCGGGGCUCCCAGCGCUGCGAGCUGAACUGCCGCCCCAUCGGCUACCGCUUCUACGUGCGCCACACGGAGAAAGUGCAGGACGGCACGCCGUGCGAGGCGGCCUCCCCGGACAUCUGCGUGGCCGGGCAGUGCCUCGCCCCGGGCUGCGACGGGAUCCUGGGCUCGAAUCGCACGCUGGACAGCUGCGGCGUGUGCGGUGGGGACCACACCACCUGCAAGCUGGUGAUCGGCAACUACAGCGACGCGGACGUCCCCAUCGGAUACCACCGCAUCUUGGAGAUCCCAGCCGGAGCCACCCGCAUCCAGGUCAAGGAGAUGACCCGUAGCCCCAACUACCUGGCCCUCCGCAGCCUCAACGGCAAAUCAAUCAUCAAUGGGAACUGGGCAGUGAACCCACCAGGGCGCUAUGAGGCAGCCGGCACCAUCUUUGAAUAUACCCGCCCGGGAAGUGACAGCCGGGAAGGCGAAUCGCUGCGGGCUGAGGGCCCCACCACGGAACCCAUAGAUGUGUAUAUGAUCUUCCAGCAAGACAACCCUGGGGUCAGCUACCAGUUCUUCCUGGCCUCGGCUCCGCCAGAGAGCUCCAGCCACGACCUCCGUAGCCCCCAGCGAGAGUUCGGCGCCUUGACCCUGGUCUCUUCCGGCAACCCAAUGGAGCCCCCCACCAGCCAGAUGCGCCCGGUGCCGGCCGCGGCACGGAACUUCGUCCCGCCUCGCCUCCCGGCGCCGCCCAGCCAAUUGGAAAGGGGUCGCCUCCCAGCGCCCCCCGCUGCCUCGGCCAGCCAACCGGGAAGGAGCCCCGGGACUCUGCAACGGAACGUCCGUGUCCCACCGCUGCCGCCCCCCCCGCCUCCCGCCCAGCACGGGGCCGAAGCCCCCCACGAGUUCGCCUGGCGGCGGGUCGGCAACACGGAGUGCUCCGCCAGCUGUGGGAAGGGUUUCUGGCAGGCGAUACACCGCUGUGUCUCUCGCGUGUCCCGGGAAGAGGUGCCGGAGGAGAAGUGCCGCCACAUCUCCAAGCCCGUGGCAGCCGAUGAAGUCUGCAACACCGAGCCCUGUCCAGCCUACUGGGACACGGCGGAAUGGGCGGCCUGCAGCAAGUCGUGUGGGAUGGGCACCCAGCACCGGCAGGUCCUGUGCCGGCAGACCUACGCCAACCGCAGCACCAUGGUGCACCCGCAGCGCUGCGGGCACCUGGAGAAGCCCAACACCACCCAGGCCUGCCAGGUGCAGGUGUGCAGCCACUGGGAGGUCCGCACCAACUGGAGCUCGUGCUCGGUUCUGUGUGGCACUGGCCAUCGGACCCGCCACGUCCGCUGUGUGAGCAACCAAGGGGACCUGCUGCACGACGGCGACUGCCCACGCAACCACCGGCCGAAAACCAGCGAGGCCUGCAACAUGGGACCUUGUGUCCGCACCUGGUUCUUCAGUGACUGGAGUAACACAUGCUCAGCCGAGUGUGGGACUGGGAUCCAGCGCCGGUCCGUGCUCUGCCUCUCCAGCAACGCUAACGGGCAGGAGGAGGAGAACUGCGCCGGCACCAAGCCUGCGGACAUGCGGGCGUGCAAUGGCGGCCCCUGCCAGCGGGUGGCCCGGUGGUACCAGGGGCCCUGGAGCCCGUGCUCGUCCGACUGCGGCACCGGCACCCAAAGGCGUGACAUCAUCUGUGUCAGCAAGCUGGGGGCAGAUUUCAACGUGACGGAGGUCUCGGAGUGCGCCCACCUGGAGAAGCCGCCUUCCCUCCAGCCCUGCGUCGGCACCCUGUGCGAAGCCCGCUGGUUCACCACUGCCUGGAGUGCCUGCUCCAGGUCUUGCGUGGGCGGCGUCCAGGCGAGGGAGGUGCAGUGCCUGACCCAGAACAAGACCCUGAGCAGCCUCUGCCCACCGGACCUCAAGCCGGCCAAGAAGCGCCCCUGCAACGUGCAGCCCUGCCUCCCGGAGCUCGACGAGAACUGCAGGGAUAAAUACCACAACUGCCCCGUGAUCGUCCAAGCUCGCCUGUGUGUCUACUCAUACUACAAGGCCGUUUGCUGUGCGUCCUGCACUCACGCCUUGGAGAGGCGCCACGCUGGACCGAGCCGGUAGCCCCGGCUGACGUCGGGCAGGUGGGACCCUGAGCUCGCCCCUCGCUUGGAUUUGGGGGCACGCUGGACGGGGCUCGCAGCGCAGCGGAGCCGCUCUGGUCAUCUGCAGUCCUCCCGCACCACCACGGUGGCCGUGGACCAGAAGAAAGAUCUAGGUACUCCCAGAGCAACCGAGGACUGGGCGGGAUUCAAACGCAAGACCACGAGGCCCUCGCUCACGUCCCGCACUGCACUUUCCCCGUGGGGAAGUAUCCUGCACUGCAUGAAGCGUUUCUGGGGAGUAUCCGCCCCCACGGAGGACUGAGUGAGAGCAGUGGAGUUGUCCUACACAUGCAGUUUAUUUUAGACUUGGUCCCCUGAGGGUCAGGGUGACCAUUGGCCAUUUGGGACUCGAGGGAAAUGUUUCUGGCAGGGGCCCACAGAUGGCUCCCCAGUUUGAUUUUGGCUGAGUGGUGCAGAAGUUGGACAGUGCACAGGGAUCUGGGGGACUCUGCGUCUAGCACUGGAUCCCCGUCUCACUUCCUGAAGAUGCGCAUCACUAAGACCUUUGCCCCAUUCCGGCACCCAGCUCCAAGCACGCUCCCAGGGGCUUGCCUGGCUCACAGCUGCAAAUGAGCAGGCAUUUCCCCGGCAUCAGCUUAAUCCCACGUCAGCCUGACAAGCGCUGCCUGGAGACACAGGCCACGGACCCAACGGCUGUGCAGCCGCAGCGGCUGCUUCUCCACUGCACUUGGAAGCCCUUCCUGUUGUGUAGGCACAACAGCCACAGGCGUGCGGGACAGCACGUGAUGGUGGCAUUCAAGACGAGGCGCCCAGGCUGAGCCACCUGCAUCCUGCGGGCCAGGAAGGGAACGUGUCGGAGGAGCGGAGGAUCCUGGUCUGAGGAAGCCCGGCUCGACGUCUGCCGACAAAGAGCACAGCCCUGUAAAAGAGUUGGCAAGUUGCAUUUCUGCAAGUGGGGAGCCUCUCAUUUCUCGCUUGCCAGCUCAGAACCACGUGGACUCCUGGCCACUUGCUGGAUGGGAAAGGUGGAAGUGGCCAGUCAUUUACAGCUGUUUUGCUGCAGGGUUGCCAAUUAUUCUUCCUGCUUGUGCUCCUGCGUCAUUAACAGCUGCAGGGCUGGCAAGCAUCUGCUCUUUGGCUGUCUACAGGCCUCAGAGGGACCUUCACGUGUUGAAUUUCUGUCCGUCAUGCAGCCAUUAAGCUUGUAGGAGUCCAUUCUGUGUGUGUGUGUGAGAGAGUGAGCGAGCGAGCGAGCGAGCGAGAGAUUGAUUUGCAAGUACCCCAAAAUAACCCCUUCCUUCUGAAACAAUGGUGCUUCAAUGAAGAGAAUCUGGUGGGCGUUAAGGAAUCAGUGAAGUUUUGCAUUACUGUUCUUGGAGAGGGGUGUCCUUUCCCUAAACACACGUAGCUCAGGAUUAAUAUUUCCACCUUUCGUGCUCUGGCAGGACUCCUCUGCCUUUCCAUAGUAGAAAUUCAACAGGUGGAGACUUCUCUGCAUUGUUAUAUCUUCUGGCAGCAGUAACCACACACUUUGUGAAAUAUUUAGCCCCCCCAGCUGUUUUUAGCCUGGUAAAGAGUCAGGAGCAAUGGCUGAAGAAAAAGUGGCGCCCUUGGUGUUUUUUGACAGAUUGGCUGGUUGAAUAGACCCAAGUCUGAGAGGCGAAAAGGCAGCCAUGGGGAAGGUGCCAGCCAGUGCUGACCCCAAAGGAGCCCCUGCGUCUUCUGAAAGGCCUGAAGGAGGAAAGUUCCCCCUUGAAGUGGGAGAACAGCUUACUGGCUCCUGGGAAGGUGGUUCUGCCCUGAUGCAGCUCGUGCUGCCUGGCACUUCGAAUGUUGUGUGCAGUUCUGGUUGCCACACCUAAAACGUUGGGAAAAGCGCACAGAAAGGUAACUAAGGGGUGGGGAUGAUUCCUCCCCAGUGAAGAAAGGUUACGGCAUCCUAGGAUUGUUUAGCUCAGGAAAACGGUAAGAGGAGAUGUGAUAGAGGUGUGCAGAAUUAUGCCUGGUGUGGAGAGAUUGGAAGAGGAGGCCUUUUUCCUGCCUUCUCAUAGUCCCAAUCCCAGCAGAGGCAUCCCGUGAAGCUGAUGGGUGGAGAUUCGGGACAGAUCCAAGGAAGGAUCUCUUCACAUGCCACAUAGUUCAGCUGUGCAACGCACCUCCAUGAGAUGCAGAAAGGGGACUAGACCAGUUCCCGGAGGAAGCCCUCCGUGGCUGCUGCUGCUGCCCCCGUGCUGGGCACGGCAUCGGAGGCACGGUGCCUGUGCGCACUGGUUGCUGGGAAAAUUGGGAAGGAGGGGGACGUCUGCGGAAUCCUGUGGGCAACGGCUUGGCUACGGCGUGAACAAGUAGCUGGACGAGGUGGGCCCCGGGUGCGAGCUGGCAUGACUCCCCUUACAUUUUUCUAUUCCGUGCCCUCCGUAACCUCUGGAUUUGGCACUUCCCUGAAUCGCAACAGCAGAACAAGGAGCAAAACAAAACAAAGGCAUUUAUAUUAAAAGCAUUUUAUUAAAAUGGUUCAGAGCGUUCAGAUUAUAUAUAUAUAUAUAUAUAUAUAAAUAUAUAUAAAAUAUAUAUUAUAUAUAAAUCUCUAUGAUAAAGCUGAAUGUAUCUAGGUUUGUCUUGUUCUCUGCCCACUGCCUUUUUCUGGUCCAAAUCUAAUUUAUUUUUAUUAAAGAUUAUUUGAUGGUCA
This is a messenger RNA of Varanus komodoensis (Komodo dragon), 5319 nucleotides long. RefSeq names its product ADAMTS like 4 (gene ADAMTSL4). Lineage: Eukaryota; Metazoa; Chordata; Lepidosauria; Squamata; Varanidae. The record is from RefSeq and is a predicted model, not a curated record. Gene Ontology annotation, cellular component: extracellular matrix. Bases 229 to 2628 code for a protein of 799 amino acids. Gene Ontology annotation, biological process: extracellular matrix organization. The transcript is spliced from 14 exons. Gene Ontology annotation, molecular function: metalloendopeptidase activity.